Panthera uncia (snow leopard) is the source of this 1941-nucleotide messenger RNA. Its product is annotated as zinc finger protein 677-like. Gene Ontology annotation, molecular function: DNA-binding transcription factor activity; RNA polymerase II cis-regulatory region sequence-specific DNA binding. NCBI's taxonomy places the organism in Eukaryota, Metazoa, Chordata, Mammalia, Carnivora, Felidae. The transcript is spliced from 4 exons. Bases 91 to 1701 code for a protein of 536 amino acids. The record is from RefSeq and is a predicted model, not a curated record. Gene Ontology annotation, biological process: regulation of transcription by RNA polymerase II.
CGCAAACCCGGAAGCGGAUCGAGCAGAGAAGGGGCGCGCUCGGUAUAAACUUACCUGAGAAAGAAGACCAGAAGAGGGAAAAAAGGAGGAAUGGCUCUUUUCCAGGGAUGGUUAACAUUCAGGGAUGUGGCCAUAGAAUUCUCUCAGGAGGAGUGGGAGUGCCUGGACCCCGCUCAGAGGGCCUUGUACCGGGACGUGAUGCUGGAGAACUACAGGAACCUGGUCUCCCUGGAUGAGGAUAACUUCUCUCCAGAAGUUGGAAGCCCUUCUGCUGGAUUUACAGUCAAGGAAUUAUCACCAGUAGAGAACAUUAAUAAAGGAGAAUUUUACCACUUAAUAAUACUGGAGAGAAAUGAAAGUCAUGGCAUCAAGGAUUUUGAUCUCAAGGAAGUCUGGGAAAAUAUGCACAAGUUAGAGAGUCAGUGGGAGUAUGAUGCAAGAAAUUACAAAGUAGUGCCUUUGACCCAAGACAAAAAUCUCACUUGUAGAAAAGACCAGCAACUUAAUCAGUCCUCAGUUACUCUUCCUGAAAAGCAGAGUGUUUCUGUAAGAAAUAAUACAUACCAGUAUUUCAUGGAUGAUGAGCCACUUACAAGGACUUUGUUAAAACGGGAUGGUAACAGAAGUGGUUCUGGAAACCAGUACAUAAACUGCGUGGAAAAUAGAAUUGGAUUAAGUCUGCAGGCACAUCUGGCUGAACUCCAGAGAUUUCACAGUGAGGAGAAAAUGUAUGAAUGUAAUCCAACUGAGAAGUCUGUCAGCAAUGGUUCCUCAGUCUCACCACUUCAAAGAGUUCCUCCCAGUUCCAAAAACAUUUGGAAUAAAUCUAGGAAGAUUUUUAAAUAUCCUUUGUUACCUGCACAAUACAAGACAGCAUUCACUAGAGGAAAAUCUUACAAAUGCAAUGACUGUGGGAAGACUUUUAGCAAAAGCUCAAACCUCAUAAGUCAUGAGAGAAUUCAUUGUGGACAGAGACCUUACAAAUGUAAUGACUGUGAUAAAGCCUUUACAUACCGUUCAAAUCUUACUCGACAUAAGAAAAUCCAUACUGGAGAGAAACCUUACAAAUGUAACGAGUGUGGCAAAACAUUUACCCAAUGUGCAAACCUUACUAGGCAUCAGAUAAUACACACUGGAGAGAAACCACACGAAUGUAACGUGUGUGGCAAGGCUUUUAACCAAAGUUCGAGCCUUAUGGCACAUCGGAGAAUUCAUACAGGGGAAAAGCCUUAUAAAUGUAGUAAGUGUGAUAAGGCUUUUAUCAAACGUUCAGACCUUUGGUGUCAUGAGAGAACUCAUACUGGGGAGAAACCUUACAAAUGUAGUGAGUGUGGCAAAGCCUUUGCUGAGCGUUCGAAUCUUACUCAACACAGAAGAAUCCAUACAGGACAAAAACCUUAUAAAUGUAAUAAAUGUGAUAAGGCUUUUAUCAAACGUUCAGACCUUUGGGGUCAUGAGAGAUCUCAUGCUGGUGAGAAACCUUACAAAUGUAAUGAGUGUGCCAAAGCGUUUUCCCAUUUUGCAACCCUUAGUACACAUAAGAAAAUACAUACUGGAGAGAAACCACACAAAUGUAAUGUGUGUGACAAGGAUUUUAUCCGAAGUUCAAGCCUCAGGAGACAUCAGAGAACUCAUACAGGAGAAAAAUCUUAUAAAUGUAAUAAAUAUAAUAAGGCUUAUAUCAAACAUUCAGACCUUUAGAGUCACGAGAGAACUCCUACUGGAGAGAAACAGAUGUAAUGAGUGUGGCAAAGCCUUUACGGAGCAUUCACAUCUUGCUCAGCAUAAGAAAAUCCAUAUUGGAGAGAAACCUUAUAAAUGUAAUGAGUGUGGCACAGCUUUUAGUCAAUUUGCAAAAGUUACUAGGUUUCGGAAAAUACAUAGUGAAAAGAAACAGUGUAAAUCUGAUUAUGUGUGGCAGUGCUUUUAUUCAAAACUCAA